CCUGGAUUGCAAAAACGCGGAAAUAGGAUCCAUCUCCUUCCAUUGAUCAGAAUUCUUUUCGGCACCAUGGAGCGAAAUAUGGGCUCGGAGCAUGAAGAUUGCUUACAAGAGUCAAGUUAAGAAUGCUUAUAAUCUUCUGCCUCUUCUGGAAGAAACGUAUGACCACAGUUGCGGAGGUGUCCUUCCCUGAGUGGCGAAGACAUAUACAUCUUAACCUUGCCAGCCCAUUGUCUCACGUGACUGCGAAACUCCUGAGUAGUGCUGGCCGCGCUGAGAUCAAAGGUCACUGGUUCGAUUCUCGAACUGCUCAAUGUUCCCCCUUUAUUUUCCCUUGUCAUUCCUCCCAACGUAAUUUGUGGGUCUUGAGAGCUCCAGGCUUGGCCAGACUUUAGAUUUUCAGCCACAGUCUCACAUCGCCGCUCCAUUCUGGUAUCCGUCAAAUUCCAGAGUCAAUAAUGGAACAGCAAUGAUCCCUAAGCAUUUAACGGAAACUCUGCAAAGAUAUCCAGGGAAUGGACGGAAUAUGAGCCAUGGGUGACCUCUCUGAUCCCCUGGCGAUCGACAUUUUUUCCAAGCCUCAGACGCGUUUGUUGGCUUCGCACGGCGAUUACUCAAGAACAAUGGGCCGAAGAACGCUGAUCCAGAUUCGACCGUGAUUUCAACCUCCCCUGUACCUUUUUGCCAACCCUCGACUGUCGCUUACUCGUACUAAUAAUAUCUAUCUGGUUCGACUCUUUCGUCCCAAAUUUGAGCUGCAUUGCUCCACUCGUGGCUCAAGCUCAGAAGCUGACGUCUCCCCACGGCCUGUUCCAUUAUUUGUGAAACUUACUAAACGCGUCAUCAUCAUCGACAAUCGAACUUCGAGGAUCAUCUCCUCGACCGAACAGCUUCCCCUAGCUAUGAAGCGUGGGUCGAUCCUCUAAACUGCCUUCCUUUAAGAACAACCGACGACGUCGAUCCUGUCCUCCUUUCUCUUCACUCCUCUGAUCGCCAGGCCCCGUGUUUUUCGCUCCUCUCGCCAGCUCCUCGCCGCUCUUUUAAAACGCCCCUCCUCUCUUCCAAGCCAUUCCAUUCCCACAGAAACGCUAUCUUCUCGCAAUAAAUCCACCGAAGGGCACACGAAGAACCGGAGGAUAAGAGGCGGGAUUAAAAGAUGCGCGGACCGUCCGGGAGCACGGUCGGCAAUCGAACACUAAUCUAACAGCACGUCCGCAGUCAGCCUCGGAAGAAUGACCUACCACCGUGGUAUCCGUCGUCGCAUCGCCAUUGUCGCGACACUCCUCACAGUCUUCCUAAUCUACCAUUUCACAUUCGGCACCGAGUCCCACCCCUCAUAUCAUGCAUUCUACAAUUAUCCGCCGAAGCGGAGCUGUCCGCCCCUCCCGGGCAUCGAAGACGUCCUUGUGGUCAUGAAGACCGGCGUCACCGAAGCCCUCGACAAAGUCCCCAUCCAUUUCAAAACCACCUUCCGCUGCAUUCCCAACUACAUCAUCUACUCCGACUUUGAAGAAGACAUUGAAGGCGUAACAAUCCACGAUGCAUUCCGCAACGUUUCCCCCGCUGUGAAAGAAUCCGUCGCCGAUUUCCAAAUCUACAACCGCCUUCAAAAGCGCGGGCGCGAGGGCCUCGAAUCUCAAGAUUUCGCCGACGAAGCGAACUCCGCCAUCGGGAAACCGAACAACCCCGGCUGGAAGCUCGAUAAAUGGAAAUUCCUCCCUAUGGUCCGGGAAGCCUACAACCACAAGCCUGAUGCGAAAUGGUUUGUCUUUAUGGAAGCAGACACCUAUUUCUCAUGGUCCACGCUUUUGGGAUGGCUAUCGCACUUUGACCCCUCAAAACCAUACUACAUUGGCACAGAGACACAGAUCGCCGAUGUCAUUUUCGCACACGGCGGAUCGGGCUUCGUAAUCUCGAACCCAGCCAUGAAGCUCGUGGCGGAGGAGUACACCAAGCGCGCGGACGAACUGCACGAGUACACAGACGCUCACUGGGCAGGAGACUGCGUACUCGGUAAGGUGCUCUCGAACGUUGGCGUCCAGCUCUCCUAUUCCUGGCCGAUUCUCCAAAACUCAAAUAUUGGUGAACUAGACGAGUUCACCACGACAUUUUACCGCCGGCCUUGGUGUUUCCCUGCCGUGGCAUUCCACCAUCUAUCCCCAAGUGACGUUCGGUUUUUGCAUGAUUUUGAGCAACGGAGACUUUCGAAGUCUUCAAAACCGGUCCUCCUCCAUAGCGACGUGUUCAAAGAGCUGAUUUACCCGGAGCUCUCGAAUAUCCGGGAUAGUUGGGAUAAUCUCUGCAGCCAGGAACAGGCGACUCUCUCUACAUUCCAGGAAUGUCAGUCAUACUGCGAGGAUACUGCGGAUUGUGUGCAGUUUGUCAUGCGAGGAGGAACAUGCUAUACUAGUACAACGCCUCGCCUGGGGACUAGCAACUCGGAUGCCCGUUCUGGAUGGCUCAUCAAGAAGAUAGAGAAAAUGGUGGACCAGGCGCCUAAAUGUUCUCGCCCGGACUUUGGACUAUGAUCUGACUACAUAUAUUCUUCUUUUUCGCCGGACGAAAUAAUUUGGACACUUCAAAAGUAUCAACUUCUGUAUUAUUAGAAGCAUCAGAUCUAACCACAUGUGGGUCAUAAGCAAUGGUUACAAGAAUCACGCGUUGGCGACUUCUGUACACUUCAGCCUUUGUCCUACCAGAAUAAUCCUUGCCGGGCCCUCGAAUACCAAGUCUUCCUUUCAAAACAUGCCACUUCUGAUCAGAAUUAUCUUCC
Messenger RNA from Aspergillus calidoustus, 2770 nucleotides. NCBI's taxonomy places the organism in Eukaryota, Fungi, Ascomycota, Eurotiomycetes, Eurotiales, Aspergillaceae. The record is from the annotation of a GenBank genome assembly.